Messenger RNA from Sinocyclocheilus grahami, 1360 nucleotides. RefSeq names its product tumor protein p73-like. Gene Ontology annotation, cellular component: nucleus. Gene Ontology annotation, molecular function: RNA polymerase II cis-regulatory region sequence-specific DNA binding; DNA-binding transcription factor activity, RNA polymerase II-specific; protein binding. The transcript is spliced from 3 exons. The record is from RefSeq and is a predicted model, not a curated record. Gene Ontology annotation, biological process: apoptotic process; regulation of transcription by RNA polymerase II. The coding region runs from base 186 to 731 and encodes 181 amino acids. Lineage: Eukaryota; Metazoa; Chordata; Actinopteri; Cypriniformes; Cyprinidae.
AUUGCAUUGAAUAAAAAGUGAGACACUUAUCAAUGACAUUUGCACUCAUCUACCAGACAGUGGCUAAUAUUUACUCCCUAAAUCCCAUGUGAGUCUCAUCCAGUGUUUGUUGAGUGUUGAUUUGUGUGUAUUAGUUGUGGUGUGUGUUGAUUGGGUCUCGUGGGUUUGUUGCUGCAGGUACGAACAUGCUGAGUGGACACCACAUGCAGUCUAACGGAGAUGUGAAUGGAGCUCAUGCGUCUCAGUCUAUAGUGUCCACCUCUCACUGUACCCCUCCCCCACCUUACAACCCCGACCCCAGCCUCGUCAGUUUCUUAACCAGCCUGGGCUGCCAAAACUGCAUCGACUACUUCAUGUCACAGGGACUCCAGAGUGUCUACCACCUUCAGGCCCUUUCCAUGGAGGAUCUUGGGGCGCUGAAGAUCCCUGAGCAGUUCCGGCUGGCGAUCUGGAGGGGCCUGCAGGACAUGAAGCAGGGCCACGAUUACGGCCAGCAGCUCAUCCGCUCCAGCAGUAACAUGGCCAGCAUGGCCCUCGGCGCCGGAGGAGAGCUGCAGCGGCAGCGCGUCAUGGAGGCCGUGCACUUCAGAGUGCGUCACACCAUCACCAUCCCCAACCGCAGCGCCCCCACAGGAGCGGAGGAGUGGGCUGACUUCGGCUUUGACAUGCCCGACUGCAGGUUACACAAGCACUCCAUUAAGGAGGAGUUCGCAGAAAGCGACGUUCACUGAGAAGGACUGCACAUCCAUCGCUUUCCAUGCAUCAUCCAUAUUGAUUUCUUUAAACUGCGAUGGACCGUUUGUAUUUUCCAUAUAGUAGCACUUCAGUAUUUGACAACAAAUGAUUUGAGGAGUAAGAAUCUUUGUGCAAACAAUUCCCUUUUAUUAAAACCAGGGUUCAAACUAAUAUUUUUAUUUCAUUGUCGUUUGUGGCCUUAUGCUAAUAUUACAUCACAUAUUACAAAUUAUCCAUGAGCUAAAAUGAAUUAUAUAUUAUUAGGACGUAGUUAUGAACAGUUAAAAGCAGUGUAUGAUUUAUGAACAUUGCCUUAUUUAUUUCGGCUUGGUGUAAAUAAUAAUUGUGCAAUCAUGUAUGAUAUUGAAUUAUGUGUGACGUAAUGCCCAUAGAUCAAGUGGAUGCUUGACCCACAAAAUCAUACUUUAUUUACUUAUUUUGAAAAACACAGGUUUAUCAAAGCCAGAUGUGUACGGCUGGAUCAAAAGGCAUUCUGUAUUUGAAUUAUUUUCUCAUUUCAAUAAGUCAUACCAUACCUAUAAUACGUUCAUCAAAGUUUUACAAUGACAUUGAUGAAGAAAACACCAUAAAAGUGAAUUUACAGGUUUUUAAUUAUUUUUAUUUU